Messenger RNA from Tripterygium wilfordii, 2413 nucleotides. Its product is annotated as aspartokinase 2, chloroplastic-like. The transcript is spliced from 13 exons. Gene Ontology annotation, molecular function: aspartate kinase activity. Gene Ontology annotation, cellular component: chloroplast stroma. Bases 421 to 2130 code for a protein of 569 amino acids. NCBI's taxonomy places the organism in Eukaryota, Viridiplantae, Streptophyta, Magnoliopsida, Celastrales, Celastraceae. The record is from RefSeq and is a predicted model, not a curated record. Gene Ontology annotation, biological process: amino acid biosynthetic process.
CCCGCGUACUCCUUUCUCCUCCUCUCAUCUAGUCAUCACUCCCUCUUUUCUUGAGGAUGAGAGCGCCGAACCCACUCGCGCUUCUCUCUUUCUAAAGGAACUUGGAUUGCUGACAUUUUUCUUCUCAAUUUUCCUUAUUCCUAGUGUCGAAAUCAAAUAAAUCUCUCUGGGAGCUCGGUCUCAGGGUAACAUUUUCCUCAUUUAUUUUGUUUAUCGUAAUCAAUUGUCUUCUUAUUUAGUUUUUUUCAUCGCCAUGUACGAACAACAAUGACCGUGUGAUUUCAUUUUUUAUGGAUCAAUUCAAAAUGGGGAUGCAGAUCGAGCUACCCAUUAUUGAAGCAGUCUUGUUGAGUUGGAAGAAUUUUUUGCUGUGCUUAAUUUGUCAAAUUUGAGAUCCGAUAGGUUGAGGUGAUUCAGAAAAUGACGGCAUCAUUGCAUUUUUGCGGUGUUAAAACCGGCGGCUAUCUACUUCAGAAGACUCGCCAGCCAUUCUUUUCUCGACGAGAUAUUGACCUUGCGGCUUCUUCGAAGCUGGCGAGUUUUGAAUUUGGUAGAAGAACCAGAGGCCUUUGUGGAGGUAGGGCUUUGCGAGUUAGGUGUGAGGGAGGAAGUGUGGACUUGCUUAUAAGGAACAAAACUGAGGAGAACCCGAGCUUUGGUGAUAUUGAGGCCGAUAAUCAACUGACUUGCGUUAUGAAGUUUGGUGGAUCGUCAUUGGCAUCGGCAGAAAGGAUGAGGGAGGUUGCUGAUCUUAUAUGUAGCUCCCCCAACGAGAAGCCUGUGAUUGUGCUCUCUGCCAUGGGAAAGACAACCAACAACCUCUUGCAGGCAGGCGAGAAGGCUGUUUGUUGUGGUGUUACUAAGGUAGACGGUAUUGACGAGUUGAGUUUUAUAGAAGAGCUGCAUCUCAGGACAGCUGAUGAGCUUGGGGUCAACAGGUCUAUCAUUACAACACACCUGGAAGAACUAGGGCAACUUCUAAAGGGAAUUGCUAUGAUGAAAGAGUUGACUUUACGCACUAAGGACUACUUAGUUUCAUUUGGAGAAUGCAUGUCCACAAGGCUAUUUGCAGCAUAUUUGAACAAAAUUGGUGUUAAAGCUCGUCAAUAUGAUGCCUUCGAAAUUGGUUUUAUAACCACAGAUGACUUCACAAAUGGGGACAUUCUCGAAGCUACUUAUCCAACUGUUGCAAAGAUGUUACAUGGUGAUUGGAUUACUGAUCCUGCAAUUCCAGUUGUCACUGGUUUCCUUGGGAAGGGCCAGAAAUCCUGUGCCAUUACUACAUUGGGUAGGGGUGGUAGUGAUUUGACUGCCACAACAAUUGGAAAAGCAUUGGGGUUGCGAGAGAUUCAGGUAUGGAAGGAUGUCGAUGGCGUUUUAACAUGUGAUCCAAACAUAUAUCCACGUGCAGAACCUGUCCCUUAUUUGACAUUUGAAGAGGCUGCCGAGCUUGCUUAUUUUGGUGCUCAGGUCCUGCAUCCUCAAUCAAUGAGGCCUGCUAGAGAGUGUGACAUUCCUGUGAGGGUAAAAAAUUCUUAUAACCCUAAUGCACCAGGAACUGUCAUCACCAGGUCAAGAGAUAUGAGUAAGGCAGUACUAACCAGCAUUGUUUUGAAACGGAAUGUUACUAUGUUGGAUAUUGUUAGCACUCGUAUGCUUGGUCAAUAUGGCUUCCUUGCAAAGGUUUUUGCAAUAUUUGAAGACUUGGGCAUAUCAGUAGAUGUGGUGGCCACUAGUGAAGUCAGUAUUUCCUUGACACUGGAUCCUUCAAAACUUUGGAGUAGAGAGCUAAUACAGCAGGAACUUGACCACGUUGUAGAAGAACUAGAGAAGAUUGCCAUCGUUAAUCUCCUUCAGCGAAGAUCAAUUAUUUCUCUGAUUGGAAAUGUCCAGAGGUCUUCGCUGAUUUUGGAGAAGGCAUUUUAUGUACUUCGAACCAAUGGAGUCAAUGUUCAGAUGAUCUCUCAAGGCGCAUCAAAGGUUAACAUCUCAAUGAUCGUAAAUGACGAUGAAGCAGAGCAGUGUGUCAAGGCACUUCAUAAUGCCUUCUUUGAAAGUGAUGUUACUGAAUUAGAUGAGGAACACGGAUCUGAGAAUGGUUCUGUGUCAGCAUUAUCAAAUGGUCAUUGAUGAGCAUUUAUAAUUUUGCUUAUUCAAUCUAUUAUUAGGGGAAGCUUCGUUUGCCGUCUUGGUCGUGAUUAGCAGCAAAUGAGGCAUGCUAUCUGUAUCGGGCUUCAGAUAUAUGAAAUUGUGCGUGUAUUGUGAUGGCUUAGUUUGACUUUGAUUCUUUCUUCAAUUUUUUAAUUAAUUGCCAUCAAUCUAAUUUAAUUUAGCUUACGACGCUCUUCUUCUCUCUCUAGCUUAUUGGAAGUAGUAGCUGCUAUUGAUGAUUAAUACUCUAUUUUUCUCUUGA